AUGCCCAAAAAAUUGCCAAAUAGCGGUUUUUAUUACUUCAUGCUAGAUUUCAAAGAACAGCAAAGGCUGAAAGGCGUCGAGUAUCAGGCCUUAAGUGAGGUCGUCCCAGUUGCCGAUCCGGAAUGGAGGAGUUUACCACCUUCAGCAAAAGCCAAGUAUGAGCAAAUAGCUACGAAAGCAAAGGAAAAGCGCAACAUGUCUAACACUAAGUAUGCGUCUACUGGCGUCCCGCUGCAAAUGAUUGCACAAAAAGAGGAGGAGAAACAGAAUGCCAUAGAUAACGAAAUACAGGACAUAAAAAACAUUAUAAAAACGAAAACCUUCAGCAAUGAAAUUUUAGAUGAAUACUUCUAUUUGAUAGAUGUAAAUUAUUAUUGUAAAUGGGAGGACGGCCUCUAUUUGAUUGGAGAGAGUACCGUUUUGAGAUUCAACCUGCGAAAUGGAAUCAAAGAUUAUUACCCGGAAUUGAUCAACCCUGGAAUGAUUCCGACUGGAUACGCGUCGGAUGUAAAAGAGGGGUGUAUAGAGUUCGGGCUGGACAUGCCGGAUGAGGAUUCACCGAGUAACAUGUUGGACAUCCUCGCGAAUAUCAUCGACUUCCUCAGGCAGAAGGACGUUCAGUCGAAGUCUCUACCGCCCCUGUUCACAAUGCCGGAGAAAUUGAUUCAUUGUAGGAGCUUCUUGCAACAAAUGUGCCUGAAAGCUAGUAUUCCAUGUUUCAAAGAUGAGGAUGAAAAUAUCUUCCGUCUGUACCGCCUGGACACGUUGUUCUUCCACCUGAUCAACGGCAUAAAAACUCAUAAAAAUGAAGGGUUCCCGCACGAGUCCCUCGCACUUGCGGUACUAAGAAAAGACAGCUUCAGGUACAGCCAAGGGUUGGCUUGCAAACACCAUACUGAUAAAGGCAAGCCGAUAGAAUGCACGGACUCUCGCACGUUCCGCUGGGCAUACACCGUGCUCGACUCGUGCUGCCCCGUCGCGGGCAUCCAGGUCCGUCCCGGGAACCAUGUGCCCAGCGACAUAAACGUUGAAAAAUUCAAGGACGAAAGGGCCGCCCGUACUAGAGCUAGAAUAGCAGGAUAUGAGGCGGCAUCAUCGUCCUUGAAUACAACUGCUAACGACUCCAUAUUGGAAGACAACGCGAGCACUACAGGCUCCGUCGUCAGUGCGUCGGCGAGGGCCUGGGCUCAACCCUCUGGCAGUCAGGCGUCGAGUGCCUGGCCACAACUCGCUGCCAAUCAGCCGUCGAAUGAUUGGCCUCAACUCUCUCCCAGUCUGUCGUCGAGUGCCUGGCCUGGCCUCCCUGGCAGUAGCAGUGGCUCUGGUAGUCAGAUGACAAGAGCCUGGCCACAACCAUUUGUCAGUCAGUCGUCCAGAUCCCGGGGUAAACCCUCCGGCAGCGGUGUUGACCGGCAAUCUGAAUCUGGGAGACGAGAGCGACGCACACACGAACCUUUGCGCAUGCCGCAAGCUGACUAUUCCCAGAACAUCCAGGGAACGAACGAAUGGAUGGAGAAACAUAGUCCUCUUCUGGAGACAGGAAGCCGUGGACGUGGUCGCGGCCUAGCUAGCAGCAUGAGCAAGAUGAACAUAAAUAAAAAAAAGUAA
Messenger RNA from Spodoptera littoralis (African cotton leafworm), 1608 nucleotides. The record is from the annotation of a GenBank genome assembly. Lineage: Eukaryota; Metazoa; Arthropoda; Insecta; Lepidoptera; Noctuidae.